Molecule: messenger RNA, 753 nt
Organism: Aspergillus novofumigatus IBT 16806
Lineage: Eukaryota; Fungi; Ascomycota; Eurotiomycetes; Eurotiales; Aspergillaceae
Exons: 3
Coding region: 1-753 (250 amino acids)
Source: RefSeq, a predicted model, not a curated record
AUGAGCCAGAUAUCCCAUGAAGAUUGGUGGAGAGGUGUGGUGGUACUGUCACUUGACCAUUAUGCGCGAGGAACCACAUGGGCGUCGCGUUUGCUCCAGACGCAAGCCGUCAUUAUCGUACCGGAUGACAUGCCCGCGGGCGAGAUCCACGAACUCAAAGAACUCGGCUGUGUUGCUUUGCAACGGCCGGCGUGUGGCCCUAUUACUCCACUGGCGUCGGCAUGUCAACAGCAAGCUCUUUACAUCAAUCCGUUGAAUAAUUGCCACGUACUUGCCGGCAUGGGAACGAGCUGGGGCGCACUGGAGGCUAUUGGAAUAGCUUUCAAGCUCUUUGCUCCUCAGGUUAAGAUAAUUGGGGUCGGUGUCCACUCGUCAGCGGGAUCGUCGUCACCAUCGUCCUCGGUAUCAACAGUAGACUCCAUUGCGCCUCGGACGCCCGAAGACGCCAGUCCCAACUCUAUCAAUGAUUUGAAUGUGCUACAGGUGCAGAAGAACUGGCUCAGGUUGUCUGAGCAACUGGAAACUUCCACCACUAGUAGUCAUACCGAGGAGGAGGCAACGUCAGAAGCGACCCGUAUCCAUCCUAGCGUUGUGGACGAGAUCAUGUUCGUGGAGCCCUACGACAUGUCCCAGGCAAUGAAAGAUGUCUUUGUUGAGUUUCGGGUACUGAUAGAUGCGGACGGGUCCUUGGCCGUCGCUGGGUUGAAGCGCCACGCAUUUUCAAAGGGGCUUGGUAUGGAGACCCAUCGGUAG